AUGGCAGCCGGUCGGCCGCGGGACAAGGGCGCGGUAGACUUCGCCGACAUCUUCCACCUGGAGGCGUCCAAGGAGGAGAUCCAGGCGGACGUGCUCAAAAUCAUCGAGGACCUGCGGUCGAUGGUGGAGGCGACGGAGGGGAAGGCCGGCGGCGCGGACAGAUACGCGGCCUACCUGGCGAUGGCGGACGCCAUAAGGGAGGAGGCCCGGGCGGUCGCCAGCGGCAAGCGCACGCGCAAGCGCAAGCGCGUGUUCGAGUUCGAUGGGCGGGGCAGCCCGCGGAGGGGCGGGGAGGCGAUGGCGCCCUGCGGCGCCUCCGGCCAGCCGGUGUGCCGCAAGGGUGUGGCCGUGGGCUCCUGA
Messenger RNA from Ostreobium quekettii, 360 nucleotides. The record is from the annotation of a GenBank genome assembly. Lineage: Eukaryota; Viridiplantae; Chlorophyta; Ulvophyceae; Bryopsidales; Ostreobiaceae.